This is a messenger RNA of Acanthoscelides obtectus, 8532 nucleotides long. The record is from the annotation of a GenBank genome assembly. NCBI's taxonomy places the organism in Eukaryota, Metazoa, Arthropoda, Insecta, Coleoptera, Chrysomelidae.
CUGACAGUUGACAGUGCAGAAAUCUGCAUUAUCGGCAUUUAUUAUGUCUAUACGAUGUCUUUCUAAUGUCGUUUGUCGCAUUUAUUCGUAUUUAGUUUUCCGCUUUUAUGUGAGAAUUUGUGUGAGAGUUGUGGAAUCUGGUAUUUUAAUCAGAAAACGGGUGAGAAAGUGCACAAACCUUAUAUGUGAUUCACAAUCUGUGUACCUGGUUUACCCCAGAACAAGUUUUCUCACAUAUUGUUUGCUGUUGAUGGAUUGAUACUUAGUUAGUAAGAGUAAGAAGAGACUGAAGCACGAUGGCUACUUUAGGACACCAGGCUGCAGCAGUGCUGCUGGACUUCAACCAGAAGCUGGACAUAAACCUCUUAGACAGUGUUGUGGUGAGCAUGUACUCUGGGAAUGGAGAGACUCAGAGGAUUGCCCAGGAAGUGCUGACCACAUUGAAAGAACACCCAGAUGCUUGGACCAGAGUGGACACCAUCUUGGAAUACUCCACUAACCAACAGACCAAGUAUUAUGCCUUGCAGAUACUGGAACAGGUCAUCAAGACCAGAUGGAAAGUCCUGCCUAGAAACCAGUGUGAAGGGAUCAAGAAAUACAUUGUCUCGCUUAUCAUCAAGACCAGCUCUGAUCCUGAGACUCUAGAGACGAAUAAGACUUAUUUGAAUAAGCUGAAUAUGAUUUUGGUGCAAGUGUUGAAGAGAGAAUGGCCUAAGAAUUGGGAAAGUUUCAUUCCUGAUAUUGUAGGAGCAAGUAAAACCAAUGAGAGUCUCUGUCAGAAUAACAUGAUUAUCCUUCAGCUUCUUAGUGAAGAAUUAUUUGAUUUUUCUUCUGGGCAGAUAACCCAGACAAAAGCAAAGCAUUUAAAAGAUACUAUGUGCUCGGAAUUUUCCGCGAUUUUCCACCUAUGCCAAUUUGUAUUGGAAAAUUCGCAGAACCCACCUUUGGUUAACGCCACAUUAGAAACUUUAUUGAGGUUCCUAAACUGGAUACCUCUCGGAUACAUUUUUGAAACUAGCCUCAUCAACACACUCAUUUUUAAAUUCUUACCUGUUCCGUUGUUCAGGAAUGUCACACUGAAAUGUCUUACAGAAAUAGCUGGUGUGAAUGUUUGCAACUAUGACGAUAUGUUUGUGAACCUUUUCUCACAAACUAUGACUCAGCUUGAGAUCAUGUUGCCCUUGAGCACUGAUAUAAAGACAGCAUAUGCCUGUGGCCACGACCAAGAACAAAACUUCAUACAAAAUCUUGCAUUGUUUUUAUGCACUUUCCUCAAAGAACAUGACAGCAUUGCAGAGAAUCAGGGAGAGAUAAUAAAGAAGGCGUUGAGGUAUCUCGUUUUGAUAUCUGAGGUAGAGGAGGUCGAGAUAUUCAAGAUUUGUCUGGAAUAUUGGAACAGCCUGGCGUCUGAAUUGUAUCCAGAGGUGUUACCGCAUACUGGAGCUAGGCCCAUUUUCUUUGGGCCAAGACAAGGAGCAAAUAGGUACGAAAACCUGUAUCAAGAGGUACUGAACAAGGUCCGUUACAUUAUGAUUUCCCGCAUGGCAAAACCAGAAGAAGUACUUGUAGUCGAAAAUGACAAUGGCGAAGUAGUCCGAGAAUUUAUGAAGGACACAGACUCGAUAAAUCUAUACAAGAACAUGCGCGAAACUCUGGUCUAUCUGACCCAUUUGGACUAUGCUGAUACAGAGAGAAUCAUGACUACUAAACUACAGAACCAAGUGAAUGGUAGCGAAUGGUCAUGGAAGAAUUUGAACACCCUUUGUUGGGCGAUAGGAAGUAUAUCGGGAGCUAUGCACGAGGAAGAUGAAAAACGGUUCCUUGUUACUGUUAUUAAAGAUCUUUUAGGAUUGUGUGAACAGAAAAGAGGCAAGGACAACAAAGCGAUAAUAGCCUCUAACAUAAUGUACGUGGUGGGGCAGUACCCCCGAUUCCUGCGCGCUCACUGGAAGUUCCUUAAAACCGUCGUAAACAAGCUGUUCGAGUUCAUGCACGAAACUCACGACGGCGUCCAGGACAUGGCAUGUGACACUUUCAUCAAGAUUGCGCUAAAGUGCCGCCGGCAUUUCGUCACCACGCAAAUUGGAGAAUCUUGUCCUUUCAUCGAGGAGAUCCUAGCGUCGAUUUCGACGAUUAUUUGUGAUUUGCAACAGCAACAAGUGCAUACGUUUUAUGAAGCGGUGGGGUACAUGAUUUCUGCGCAAGUAGAUGCAGCGUCUCAGGAGGGGUUGAUUGAGAAGUAUAUGCUUCUUCCCAAUCAGGUAUGGGAUGACAUAAUCAGUCAGGCAAGCAAAAACGUAGACAUUCUCAAGGAAAUAGAGAUCGUGAAACAGCUGGCUAGUAUACUGAAAACGAACGUUAGGGCUUGCAAAGCCCUGAACCAUGCAUAUGUUUUGCAGCUUGGUAGAAUAUAUUUGGAUAUGCUGAAUGUAUAUAAGGUAAUGUCUGAAAAUAUAACGGCGGCCAUUCAACUUAACGGCGAGGCUGUUACAAAACAGCCUUUGAUCAAGGCAAUGAGAGUUGUGAAAAAGGAGACGUUGAAGUUAAUUUCUGAUUGGAUAUCUCGUUCCAGUGAUGAUAUUAUGGUAUUGGAGAACUUUAUACCUCCCUUCCUAGAUGCUGUGUUGCUUGAUUAUCAACGUACCAGCGUACCUUCAGCUAGGGAACCUGAAGUGCUCAGCGCAAUUGCUACUAUUGUCAACAGACUGGAAAAUCACAUCACUCUAGAGGUUCCGAAAAUAUUCGACGCGGUAUUUGAAUGCACAUUGGACAUGAUCAACAAGGACUUCGAGGAGUAUCCAGAGCACAGGACCAACUUCUUUUUGCUACUGCAGGCUGUGAACAAUCACUGCUUCGCUGCGUUCCUAAAUAUACCGCCCACGCAGUUCAAACUGGUGCUGGACAGCAUCAUAUGGGCUUUCAAGCACACCAUGAGGAAUGUCGCAGACACAGGUCUCCAGAUCCUCCUGAAACUCCUCCAAAACGUGGAACAGCACGAAAGUGCAGCGCCCAGCUUUUACCAAACCUACAUGACGGACAUCCUGCAGCACGUGUUCUCAGUGGUGACUGACACGUCUCACACUUCGGGCUUGUCCAUGCAUGCCACCAUUUUGGCGUAUAUAUUUUCAUUGAUCGAGGCAGGAAGGGUGAACUGUCAGCUGGGACCGACGCCGGAUAAUAUGCUGUACAUACAGGAAUUCAUAGCCACAUUGCUAAGGUCCGCUUUUCCACAUCUCACUGACAACCAGAUCAAAAUUAACGUACAAGGCAUGUUCAAUUUGAAUCAGGAUAUUCCUGCAUUCAAGGAACAUUUGAGGGAUUUCCUGGUACAAAUCAGGGAAUAUACAGGUGAGGACGAUAGCGACCUGUUCCUAGACGAGCGCGAAAAGGCUUUGCAAGCUGCCCAGGACGUGAAACGGCGCAUUCAACUGUCAGUGCCGGGCAUCCUCAACCCUCACGAGGUCCCCGAAGAGAUGCAGGACUAGCCCUCCUGCUACUGCUUCUAUCCCCUCCGCUACUCCUGUUUAUCAGCAUCCCAAUGUUCAUCCCUCACUCCUUCUACUCGAGUCGUCGUCAGAUGUCAGCUUUGUCAGUACGGUUAGGAGAAAUUUGUGGAUGAUGACAAUAGGUGGCGCUGCUUGUUAACAUUCGAUUGAUGCAUUUUAACAUAGCGUAAUGUGUAUUUAGGAAACUGCCCGUAGAAGAAUUUUAGGCUCAAAGACGCUUUUUUCUUUUUUAACAUCCAGAACUCACACAUUUUUGACAACUAUUUUCUAUAAUGAUUCCAAAAGUUCUUUGCUUUCAGCAUCUUUAUUACAUAACUUAAAAAUGACAUUGUAUAGUUUUACAAAAAAAUGUCACCUUGGAACUAGCUGUUAUUCACUUCACAUUCAUUUGUAGUGAUAUGCGUAGUGCUUAAACAUCAUGACACUUGAGCUAUAUGACUUGUCUAUGUGAUGAAACAUCUGUUUCAGAGAUGGCACUCUUGGAAGCCAUUUGUAGCUUCUAUGGCCAUAAUCUAUGUUGAUGAUAAUUCCGUUGGUUUAACGAAGCAUGCGGGUGAAAUGUAAGUAGCAGAAUCUUAGGCAACGUGGUUAUUGAACCAUUCCUCCAUAGAUGUCGCUCACAGCUUGUAGACGCGAAAGGGGCUAGCUACUACUUAGUACAAGUUGCCAUUGUACCAAUUUUUAAUAACGCUACGUAAUACCCGUGCCGGCGCGUUAGUUCGGUAUUCUAUGUCAUUUCGAUAGGCUCUUCAAGAAAAAAUAUAUUGCCUGAAAGUAUGCAGAAAAUUAGUUUUUGUAUUCAAGUUGUGAGCACAGUAUGGCUGCGCUGGUACUUAUUGUAGUUUUUGGUAUACAGGUGUUGACAAAAGUAAAUCAUAAAAUUAAGAGUAUUCCUAUGAUUCUUUUAUAUGGUGGAACUAAUGUUUUUUCCUAUAUUACACGAUAAAUCGUUUUUCAGAUAUUUUAAUAUAAUUUUCCAUUUCAACAUGUCCAACAAAAUCGUGAAUCAUUAUCAGUGGCAUAAGACUGUAAAAUGUGUAAUAUUUUUCAUUACACUUUUAGUCUAAACAUUACUAUAUGAGGCCUUGUCGAUAAGAGACUGAGUAUAAAAAAUACCUAUGUGGCAUAUUAUUAAGGGUUCUAUAUGAAUAGAUAUUCUUUAUAGCUUAUAGGAAAACUAAAUUUUCAUCGGAAUCUGGAGGUAUGUGUCAGAAUUUUUCCCACACAUUAACAAGGACACCUUUGGUGAAAAAAUAAAGAUGAUGAAUACAAACAUUUCCAUCUAAAUUUGUAAUUAGACUUAAAAUAAGUUAAGAGCUUUGGAAUGUCGUGCAUUAUAAGUAUUUGGACCAAUUUAUUACAUAAAAUCAUAUAAAUAUAUCAACUUUUCAUUGUUUUGUCGCAUUACUCUCAAAUUAUUUCUGAAUCUUAAAUAAUUUUACUUUUCUGAUGAACUUGAAAAUCACCACACCUUUCGUUUCGCCAACGAGAGUUAUAUAAUAUAUAGAAAGUGAUACUUAUCAAUGAUAAUUAUACUUUUUUUGUUUUCAAAACAUUUUUUUAAGUUACUAAAUUUAUUCCUGAUUGAGCUAAUAUUUAUAAAAGUUGUGCCCUUGUCGUAGUAACACCGCCAAUCCGAAUGACAUGGAGUGAGAUUAUAGAAACAUCUUGUAUGAUAUAUUAUAUUUGCCCAUGAAUGGAACAAGUAGCGCCCAGUCAUCAAAAUUGGAUAGUUUUUUGGACUAAGUCGAAAAAAAAAAGAAAAUUUGUGAACCCCAUUACCCUGGUACAGUAUAAAAUCAUUGGAAUAUUUUAUAUGCUUGCAGUUAUUGUUGUAUACGGUGUGGUUCAAAUUUGGCUGAUAUCGUAAUGUAUAUGAGAGAGAGGUAUGCAAUAUGUAUGUCCGUGGGCUUGACACUUGGGUCGCUAGGCAAUGAGGUGCUUCAAUCUCUUUCUACCACACGUAUACGCUUCUCGAGCUUCUCUCUCUUACACAUUACGACGUCAGUGGUAUAUGGAUUUCACUGUACAUAUAUGCAAAAAUGAUCAUGUACUACUGUUGUAUUUUCCAAUUAUUGCAGUGCUCGAAAAUUCUUAUCAACCCAAUAUCACUUUGAUUUUUUAUUCAGAAAUUUUAAAACGAAGCUAAUAUCUAACAAAUUCCAUAGCUCUGUAUUAGAGAUCACUAAGAGUAUCCGAUUUUAAAAAUCUGUUUUUUUUUUUGUCUACCUUCUGGAUAGAUUAUGUUAUUGCCAAGUGUAUAUCGAAAAAGCAGCUUUCUAAAAAUGUUUCGUUCAAAAUGAUCGCCAUUUUUCUAACGAUAUUUUUAGCUGUGCUAAAAUGGGAGGUCUAUAUAAAGCUGCCAUGAAUUUUUGACAGGCGGCAAAAGGAGUGUCCUCCUAGGUUAGGUAGAAUGUAUAUAUUAUAGGGUAUUUUUUAGAAAUUGAUAUGAUAUGAUAACAUAUUUUACAUCGUCUGAUUAUAUCUGGAUAAGUGAUAGUAAGAGAAGAAUGCAAGUAUAUGUGGAUUUUUUCUCACCUCCUUUUCAAACAAUUAUAAUUUUUUGUCUAAAGGUUGCUCCACUUAACAUCUUUAAAUAGGAGUAUGAAGUCAAACGUAUUAGAAUUUGCUCAGACCACAUUUAAAGUCAAAAUAAAAGGUAUCUUUCCAUUGACUCAAAUCCAAUGUUUGAUAUAAAAUUUACGGAAGUAGGCAAAUUUUCCACUAUAUCGUAAUUUUUGUUGUUAUAUUAGUAUCUUGUGACAUACUUUUACUAUUUACUUGUUGCACUCAAUAAUAUGAAGCUUUUUCAAAUUUUUAUAAUUCUGUUGCAGAUGGCUUCCUUUGUUUUUGGUGUUAAGUGAAAUAUGUUUAAAUUUGGCAAAAGAAUUAAUAUUUUCAAAUUAUUUUCAGUUACCUAUGCAAAUUCUGUAUUCGUUCCUUCCGAAUUUUGAUGAUACGAAAUUAAUGAAAAUUUUGAAAAUAUAGGUUUUUUUUUAGUUUGCGUGUCAAUUUUUUUUUGUAGAGGUGCAUCGGUGAUCAGAAGAAGGCAGGUAAUGUGAAAAUGUAGAUUUAGCACAAAACACUGAGUUGAGUUUUGAGCUUUUUUUUAACAAAAAAUACGUAUGAGAUGCUAUUUUUUGUUUGAAUGCGUGGUUGACUGUUGAUACUUUAUUUCGAUUAAAUUUAAUAGGAGCAUUGAGUUAAUCACUAUUCGUUAAAUGAAGCGAUUGUUUUAUAACAAAAAAUAAACAUAAGUAAAACUAACAUGUAUUUUAUUUAUCAACUUAAACUAAAUUUUAAAUAUAGAAUACACUUUCACUACUAACCCAAGAAAUCGAGUAGAUAAAUAAAACUAAGUGCCCUUCCAGAUGGACGCGUAUGGUACGCGUGCGUACCAUACCCGUGACGAGUAUUAUAAUUUAUACGUACGUUUUCACAUGAGCGCGUAUGCUCAGAUUGCUCGGAUCUAGUCAGUUGCUUUCAGAUGGUACGACACGUUUCACUGCCGUUGAGUGUUCAUCGUUGCCGAGAUAUACCAAAAAAUAAUGAUUAUCAUUAAUAAGAAAACUUUAAACAGAAAAUGGCUGAUAAUCAUAAUAAUAUUGAUACUGAACUUCUUAUUGGGGAAGUUGAACAGAGACCCAAUUUUUGGAAUGACUGAAGAGUACAAAAACAGAGACUUAAGACAAAAAUCUUGGCAAGAUAUAGGAAUAAAAGUUUAGUUGAUGGUUUCAAUAAUUUAUCACAGGCAGAAAAAAAGAUAUGUAAGUAUAAAAUAUUUUUAUUAAUAUAGCUUUUAGUAUUCAUAUACAAACACUUAUAUGCUCAUAUUUAAUGUAUUUUACUAUCUUGCCAAGAAACAUUUCCAUCACCUAUGAAAUAAUUAGCAAACACGUCUCUUACUGUAUUGCCAAUAACAGAGGAUUUUGAGAUAAUACUGGUUGUGCAGUAUUCAGAAAUCAGGUCACUGCUAAUGCAUCUUCAAAUUUAAAACCGUCUCGAACCAGAUUAUGUAAAAUACACCAAGCCACUAUUUUCACCGCAAAACAAACUUUAACGUUUAGAGGCCUGUGAAAUAUUCUCCACUUAUUUGAAAGUAUUCCAAAUGAGCAUUCGAUAUACCGUCUACAACGGGAUAUCUUUUUUUAUAAUUAAGAUUCUUUUCUGCAUAUGGACGUAACAAUUGUUUUGUCAGCGGAAAGGCUAUAAUUACCUAUAAUUUAGUCUCGUCAGAACCAGGUAAUGGUUUUCCAUUAGAAAUAUUUAAAGAGUUCUCGUUAAGUUUUUUCAUGAAAGAUCCACUUUUGAAUACUGUCGAAUCCGAAAACAUGCAAUAUGCCCCAACAUCAAUGAAAGUGAAUCAAUAAUUUGCAUCACAAAUUGCCAACUAAAGAAUAGAAAACGUGUUUGUAAUUGAAACACAGCGAACGCUUUUUAUUCGCUUGAUUAUUCUUACAUGCUUCCCAUCAACUGCUCAGAUGAAAUUGGAAAAUUGGCACGUACUUCAAAUUACAUAGAAAUCUCGUCCCAUUUUUCUUCAGAUGGCAUUCCCAUAUACUCGUUUUUCAGUUGUUCCCAGAUAACAGUACAAACUUAAUAAUUGUACUUAUGGUUGAUAUACCCAAUCAAAAUCAACCGGUUGAUAAAGAUAAGUCGUUUCUAGAGUCUUUGUUACCGUCACUACUAAAAAAAAGUAACGAUAACAAAAAACUGGAGUUUCGAAUAGGAGUUCUAAAUCUAAUAAAAACAAUUACAAAUCCUUUGCCGAUACCACAAUGGGAAUAUACGAGUACAUUCAGGAUCAACAAUAUCAACACCAGCGGUUUCACCCUCAUCUGGAAGUUAUACAAGCAUUCCUUUACGUUCUCCUGCGCCUCCCUAUCAAAAUACUAUUCAUAGUUAUAUUGAAUGUAAUGCAUAUAGAGAGUAGACUGCAUCUCUGUUUUUUAUAUCCUAUUAAAAUUUUGUUAAUUACUUGUAGUAAUACAACAAAUACAAAUAUAUUAGUGUACCUACGAAAAAC